UUUUUUUUCUCUCUCUCUCUAACCUGUGUUUUCUCUUCCACUAAAUUCCCAAAUUUCGCCUUAAUUUCUCUCCCCUGCUUACGAAAACCGAUUAUACGUAUUCACCAAUGCAUGAUCUUCCGAUCCGAUAAACUAAUGUUGGAGGCAAUGGAGAGUUCCGCCAAUGGCUGUGGUUUCUCGCAGUUACAGAGUUGCGGAGACAGUAGCGAAGAAGAGCUCUCGGUGCUGCCACGUCAUACUAAAGUGGUUGUAACCGGGAAUAACCGUACUAAAUCGGUUCUUGUUGGUCUUCAAGGCGUGGUCAAGAAGGCUGUUGGGCUUGGAGGGUGGCAUUGGCUGGUUCUUACUAAUGGCAUAGAAGUAAAGCUACAGAGAAAUGCACUCAGCGUAAUUGAAGCACCUACUGGCAAUGAAGACGACGGGGAUCUUGAAUUCGAAAACAUGCAGUGUAAUGGAUCCGACAUGGUAUCUGAUGACACUCACAAGUGCCACAGAUCGAGGCAUAGAACACAUAAACCGACUGGUUCUUCUCACAAGAAUAUGAGCAGGUCACUUUCUUGUGACUCGCAGUCUAAGGGGUCUGUUUCCACUACUAUCGGAUCCACGAAGGUCGACCUCAGCAAACUCGAGAUAUCUGCUUUAUGGAGAUAUUGGAGACACUUCAAUCUUGUGGAUGCCAUCCCCAAUCCAUCGAAAGAGCAACUAGUCGACGUUGUUCAAAGGCAUUUCGUGUCACAGCAAAUGGAUGAGCUGCAGGUCAUUGUGGGAUUUGUUCAGGCUGCAAAGAGAUUGAAGACGGUUUGCAAAUGACCAGGAUAAGAAUGUUCUGAUGGGUUUCGAGCUCGGUUGUCAGUGCUAACAGAAAGUCGUUAUCCUAAUAUCCUCUUCACUUGUUAGCGAUAUCGAUAAUAUGUAUGUAUUCGUGGCUUGUUUAUCUUUCCAGUACUCGAGCUGUUUAGUAGGUUAAGAUCUAAUUGAAGCGAUAGAGGUCAUUUCUUCCUUUUUGGUAGGGUAGUUAUAUGUAGAUAUGAUGUAAAAACUUGG
Molecule: messenger RNA, 1044 nt
Organism: Hibiscus syriacus
Lineage: Eukaryota; Viridiplantae; Streptophyta; Magnoliopsida; Malvales; Malvaceae
Exons: 7
Coding region: 112-810 (232 amino acids)
Biological process (GO): regulation of DNA-templated transcription
Cellular component (GO): histone deacetylase complex
Molecular function (GO): transcription coregulator activity; protein binding
Source: RefSeq, a predicted model, not a curated record